CGCUGAUUGACUACCUGCCACUGACAAUCUACCUGGGUGUUUGUUGGUGCUGGUGGGGCCUACAGUUACGGCUCCGGGUCUAUAGCUCUCUAGCUCGCAAAGCACAGUCUUUGACAGCGCGAUAAAUUUUGUUAACGUUGUACUAAGUUUUCAGUAUUUCUUUUUUCGGCGAUAGUUAGUUUAAUUUAUUAUCGUGGAUUCGUUCAGUCAGUUAGACGCUUAUGUUUGUUUGUUUGCCUGGAUUUUUUGUUUACCGGAGGGGCUUUACAAUACCUUAGCGCUGCGCUGACGGUUCAAUUGUUUUUGUUUGUUAACCACAUUCAUGGAGCGCGCUGCCGGUUAUGCGAACCUUAUUUUCGGGUGAAUCUUAUUGAAAAGCUUACUUUUCAUUUAGUUGUUAUUUGAACCAGCCGUAUGGUUGGCGUACAGAGACUCUCGUUGUUGGAUGCCGUGCAUUUGGAAUUGAACCAUAAUAAAAUAAAUAAAGUCGAAAUAAAUUUUGUUAAGUUCUAUAAUAAUUACUACAAUUGCGCGGGUGUGUGUUAAUGAUUGAAUGUGUUUGUGUGUUUACAAAAGAGCCCGUCGUGUUCGUUUUGUUUAAGUUAAUAAAGUGAAUUUGGAUUUGAACACGUUCUACUCUACAAAGCCAGCAAUAUCAGCAAAAAUGCCUCAAAGAAGCAGCACAAAUGGUAACUGGAGUUUUUCGCCGUACGCCCGGCGAAAACAUCAACGUCAUCUGGCGCCAUUGCCCGAAGCAAUUGUCAUAUCAGCUGUUCAGCAAAAACACACAACACCAACAGAUGAUGAUGAAGGUGUCCCCAAAGUUCGCACAACCAUGGAAGCAGAGAAACAAGAAGAAUUUAAUCUGCAAAAAGAGUUCGAAUGGGUGUUGCGAGAAGAGGUGCAUCAAUUACUCAAGAAGUUAAAGUUUAUUCUCAUAGAAUGUGCCCAUCGGUUUCCUGUUCCAUUGUAUGAAAAUGAGGGAAAGAAGACUGAAAAAUUCAUAUUAUCUGUCCAACCGCCAGAUCAGUUGAAGGCCAUUCUCACCCUCACGGGUGAUACUAUUACACAAGCGGACAUUAGUUUUAAAUUAUCCAAAUCACCUCACCAAAUUCAACGCACCUCCAUAACACAGGAUUCACCUUGGAAAUUGCAGCAGGUCCAGGAUGCGGCGAACCAUCUACAGCAAGCCAUUAAUCACAUUGAUGACGUCGAUGAGUCGUACCAUUUUAAAACAUCUGAUGAAGUAAUGCAUGUUGUUGGCAAUAUACUGGAGGCGUUGCAAAGAGGGCGCUUAUCGCUUGUCAUACCAAAAAAGAAACCCAUAGAUGAAUUAAUUAAGGGACGCAAUAUGAAAUCUCUGACUCCGAAUUUAUCGGAAGAUUUAGCUGUUAGUUUCUAUUUACAAUCGCAUAAACUAAUCAUUGCCGUAUAUCAGCUAACCAAUAUUCAUGGGACAAUGCGUUUCGACUCAUGCCAGGCUGAGGCUUCCAUCAAUUGGCUAAAUGAGGUUCUGUUCAUGCUGUCAGCCGGUCUUCAGCUAUGUCAACAGCUAAAAGAUAAAAUCUCAGUUUUCUCUUUGUACAAAGAUUUUAAAGUUGGUUCACGAGCAUCCUCCGCCCUUUCCUAUUGACCCAUUCGUAUGGGAUAUUGUUAUUGGCUUCUAAUGAAAGACUUGGUUGUAUUCUAUUUCAUAUUUAUAAUUUAAAAAUUAAAAAAUAAUCAAAAUAUUCAAAAUAACAGAUCGGUAUUGAGUUUAUCGAAUAUUUAAGUUAUUACGCAUUAAAUGCUUAACUAUCUAAAUGUAAUAGUGUAAUAUAAAUAGAAAACAAGUUAAUACAACUACUCUAUACUCAAAAAACGCUUCAGGUUUCUGCAAAGAGAUGAAAAACCACUAAACUGUAAUGCCUUUUUAAAGAACAUAUUUUUUGUAUGUUACCUACAGUACUUAAAGAACUAAAAUGUUGACAUGUUGUUUGAAAGGAGAAUACAAGAAAGAAAAUGUUACUAAACUAUACACAAAAAAGACACCAUUCGCUGCCUUAUAGCACAAUCUAUGUUUAAUCGAGUUAACAAUGUUGCAAUGUGUAAUCCCAAAAAUUUAGAAACAAAAUUGCUUCUAUUUUUAUAAUUUAUAUUUUUAAUUGUAAAUUGUAUUUUUUAAAUCUGAUGAUAUUUUUUUUAAAUGUAAAUCUAGUUAAAUAAUAAAUCAAUUGUAUAUUUUGUAUUAAGUUUUAUUGUACAACAAACGAAAUUAAUAAAUUAUUUCUAAAAGGUUAUUUUAAGAAAA
Musca domestica (house fly) is the source of this 2290-nucleotide messenger RNA. It is a transcript of the gene rogdi, whose product is annotated as protein rogdi. The record is from RefSeq and is a predicted model, not a curated record. NCBI's taxonomy places the organism in Eukaryota, Metazoa, Arthropoda, Insecta, Diptera, Muscidae. Gene Ontology annotation, cellular component: RAVE complex. The transcript is spliced from 10 exons. The coding region runs from base 665 to 1633 and encodes 322 amino acids.